Molecule: messenger RNA, 3355 nt
Organism: Macrobrachium nipponense
Lineage: Eukaryota; Metazoa; Arthropoda; Malacostraca; Decapoda; Palaemonidae
Product: chorion peroxidase-like
Biological process (GO): response to oxidative stress
Molecular function (GO): heme binding; peroxidase activity
Source: RefSeq, a predicted model, not a curated record
GCGUAAGGUUGUAGGGAAAGUGGGAGAGGUUUCCGCUGAGGGUGGGUGUUUUGUCCUCUGAUCUGACUGAAGGCAGGAAGGAAACAAUUGAUUCGGACUCGACGCAAUGGUGAUCAAGAUCGAUUGAGGUGUCACGGUGUCUGUGAUCAUUUUAGUGUCGUUUCUUUAUUUUUAAACAGGUACAUUUACUACAUAUAAACAUGUCUGGAUUGUUUUCCUCGGAUGCGUUUGGCUUACGUUUCCUUUGCUGGAUGACUGUGAUUCUGGAUUACCGUGUACUAAGUAAUGGCCAACUGGAAAACCUCCGCCCCCUUCGAGGCGUCUUCCAUGGAAUCAACGGUUCCAGGAGGUUUUCCGCUGGAAAUUUUUCGCGAGAGGAAACUAGCAGCCUAUUGCUGGCGAUGGAGGAGAACGCCCAGAAAGCAUUGCAGGAAGGAUACCGAAGGAAUCAAGAGAUCCUGUCGCAGGAGAGUCUGGAGGGUGAACGAUUCAGAACAGGAAUGGAGCACCUGGAGCAGAGCAGCAAAUUCCUCUUCUCCUUCAGGAGAGCAGAACCUGAGGCCAAGAAGGCUUCGUCUUGUAUGGGACGAUCGAUGCUGGAGGCCACCAAAUAUAUCAUUAGGACGUUUAACCUAACUACGCCGGACACCAUCGAACUUCUGUCUAUAUUGAAUUCCUUGGUGAACGAGCAGCUCUGCAAAGACUUGAUGCCCAAAGGAUGUAAACCGGAGCGAGUCCUGCGGUGCUCAGCCACAGAGCCCUACCGAUCAAUUGACGGAUCCUGCAAUAACCUGCAACAUCCCAAGUGGGGGUCCGCCAUGAUUCCGUUUGUCCGGUUUCUUCUGCCUGCGUAUGAAGAUGGUGUGGACUCCAUGCGUGGGCACAACAGAAGCGGUACCAGCAAACUACCCUCUCCCAGGCGGGUCAGCUGGGAGGUGAAGAGUGCUGGUCGCCGACCCCUUUUGCCUCAUGUGAGUCUUAUGGUAAUGCAGUGGGGACAGUUCAUAGAUCAUGAAGUCGUCCACACGCCAGAGGCUGCAAGAGAGAACGCCAAAGGAGAGACGAUGCCCUUACACUGCUGCUUAGACGGAGAACCUGACCCAGAUGUCUGGGAUUCUCCAGAAUGUCAGCCAAUCGAUGUGUCUAGUGACCCUCUUUUCUCCAGCUACAACAGGACCUGCAUGAGAUUCGUUCGAUCUCUCAUAGCAAGCAAAGGAUGCACUUUUGGUCCUCGCGAACAGCUUAACCAAAUCACGGCCUAUCUCGAUGGUUCGGCAGUAUAUGGAUCCACUCCUGAUGUAGCUCGAACACUGCGGUCCUUCAAAGGGGGUCACCUUCACAAAGUUCACGGCAACUUGCCCGUUAGUGGUCACCUGCUUCCUGAAGUGGGAUGCCCACACUCAAAUGGAUUCUGUUUUAAGGCUGGUGACGAACGAGUAAACGAGCAACCUGGUCUAGCUUCUAUGCACACGCUUUGGCUCAGAGUUCACGAAGGGAUUGUCAAGCAAUUUUCUUAUCACAAUCCUCACUGGAGCGAUGAGACCCUCUAUCAGGAGUCAAGAAGAGUUGUAUCUGCCCUCAUCCAACAAAUCACUUACAAGGAGUUCCUACCAGUGGUGCUUGGAGACUCGGUCAUGUGGGAUUUCGACCUGUACCCUUCAUCUUACGGCUACAAAGACAAUUACGACCCUAACAUCGAUGCUUCCAUCGCCAAUGUCUUCGCCACAGCUGCGUACAGGUUUGGCCAUACCCUGGUUAACGACUUCUUGAAGAGUUCAGGGCUGAACAUCCCACUGUUGGGUAGUUUUAUGAGGACCAAUAUCCUGCACCAAAAGCGCACGCGACCAUCAGCUCUUCUGGAAGGACUGGUCAACGAGCCAUCUCAGGCAGCCGAUACUUAUCUGGUGCAUACACUCACCGACAAACUCUUUGCUGGGCUGGACGAACCUGUUGGGCUCGAUCUCAUGGCACUCAACAUCCAGAGGGGCCGUGAUCAUGGACUUCCUCCUUACAACGCUUGGAGAGCCGCCUGCGGUCUCUUCCCAUAUCUCAACUUUGCCGACCUGGCUUCAGAUAUGGGCAGUUCUGUAGCAGAGGCUUUUCGGAAGGUUUAUGGAUCUGUGGAAGACAUAGACUUGUUUCCAGCUGGACUAGCAGAGAAAUCCGUUAAUGGGGGCCUUUUGGGACCAACGUUCUCCUGCAUUCUUGGCCAACAGUUUUCGAAUCUAAAAACUGGUGACAGAUUUUGGUACGAGAGGGAAGGCCAGCCCAAGCCUUUCACACCAGAUCAACUUAUUUCCAUACGAAACCAGACACUGGCGUCUGUCAUGUGCCAUCACACUGAUCUUCAGUUUUUGCCACCAAAAUCUUUUUAUACAACAAACUUACCGGGAAAUAGGCAACUAUCCUGUGCGUCUUAUCCGAAGUUGGACACAAGAUUAUGGAAAGAAGCAAAGGAAGAAUUGACAAGUAACGAGAUAAACGGAUCCCAGACAGCACCAGUAACCUGCAAAGGCGUCGGUUUAUGGAAAGCACUGCCGGGUAUCGACGACUGGUGUAAAAUCAACUGCUUUCACGUACCUUCCUUCUGCCCAACCUCUCAUUGUUAUUGCGCGGUCUGACGUUCCUUUUAAGCACACUCUCAUAUGUCAUUCACCAGUAAUGGUAUCUUCUAGCCGAAAUGAAGCAGCGCUGCACGCUUCAAAACGCUUCAUUGCAAAGCACCGGAAUUUUGAACAGUCAACCUUAAUCGACGCUGUGGUACAGGACUUCGCUGUUGGUUGCUACAGAAAACUGUAGAACAACAAUACUAAUGAUUUCUCCCCUUGCCCACAGAAAAUGUAGAGGCACGUUUCCCGUCUUCUAUUUCAUGUCUCGAAUACCAAAAUGGAUGUGUGGUUAUUCGUAUCAGUAGAGAAAUUCUAUUUAAUGAGGGCAUUAUCAUUAAUUCAUGUGCAAUUCGGUGCAUUUUUUUUUCAGUCGAUAUAUGAAUCAUUUGUAAAUAGAUACUCUCAUUUCACAAUAUACUUUGUUGUAAGUUAUUUUAAAAGGAAAAGAGAGAGGAGGAACAAUCGUACUCGACAUUAGGUAAGAGAUUCUGCUUGACAAUUGCAAAAGGGGCUUCCGAGUAGUAUAUUUAAUCCAAAAUUUUAUCUCGCAUCUUUCCCAGUUAUCCACUUAUCAAUUCAUCGAUUAACCCAUUUUAAUAUAAUCUUGUUUAUUCGGAUUAUGAAGCUGAUGUAUGUAACUUAUUACAUUAAAACAAUGAUUUGAAAAUAAAUAUAGUUUUCUCUUGAAAGAGGUUUUUCUGCUUUUUUAUCCUUCAGGAUUGUUUAGAUUAACAAUUCUUCCUUUA